Molecule: messenger RNA, 1538 nt
Organism: Sycon ciliatum
Lineage: Eukaryota; Metazoa; Porifera; Calcarea; Leucosolenida; Sycettidae
Product: mitochondrial 2-oxoglutarate/malate carrier protein-like
Exons: 11
Coding region: 123-1046 (307 amino acids)
Biological process (GO): transmembrane transport
Molecular function (GO): transmembrane transporter activity
Source: RefSeq, a predicted model, not a curated record
CUUUGGGCUUUCUGAGUUCGAGUUGUUGAUUUGAAAAUUACUUUCUUGAUUGGCAUUUCUUGAGCCAAUUUUUCGUGAGGAUAUUUGAGUUGGUGGGGCUGUGUACUAAUAUUGCUUGUGGCAUGGCUUCUAGUCCGAAACAAGCGCCCACUCCAAAGGGCAUAAAGUUUUUGUUUGGCGGCACAGCUGGAAUGGCUGCUACAGUGUUCGUACAACCCCUGGACUUGGUGAAGAACCGAAUGCAGAUGAGCGGUGAAGGUGGAAAGGUCCGUGAGCACAAGACUAGUUUUCAUGCUGUCUUAAAGAUCUUCCAGAAGGAAGGCCUACGUGGAAUGUACACAGGGUUGAGUGCCGGUCUCUUCAGACAGGCCACUUACACAACGACACGUCUAGGUAUAUACUCCACCCUAUUCGAUCUGACCUCAGGUCAAGAUGGGUCACCACCCAAUUUUGCAACAAAAGCCUCUAUAGGAAUGGUUGCAGGCGCAACUGGUGCCUUCGUUGGUACACCAGCGGAGAUCUCGUUGAUUCGCAUGACCUCUGACGGCAGGCUGCCACCGGAGCAGAGAAGGGGCUAUACCAGUGUGUUUAAUGCGUUAGCACGCAUCACCAGAGAGGAAGGUCUAUUCACUCUGUGGAGGGGCUGCGGUCCCACCAUGGCACGGGCUAUGGUCGUCAACGCUGCGCAGCUUGCUUCUUACUCGCAGUCCAAACAGUUCCUGCUUGGAACAGGCUACUUCCAAGAUAAUAUAUUUUGUCAUUUCGGUGCUAGUAUGAUCAGUGGAUUUGUGACAACUUGUGCAUCAAUGCCUGUAGAUAUCGCUAAAACGAGAAUUCAGAAUAUGAAGGUCAUCGACGGCAAACCAGAAUACAGCGGUGGAAUUGAUGUGCUGAGCAAGACAAUCCGAAGUGAAGGCGUCUUAAGCUUGUGGAAGGGUUUCACGCCGUAUUAUGCGAGGCUCGGUCCCCACACAGUCUUGACCUUCAUCUUCUUGGAGCAGAUGAAUAAGAUGUACCGAAACUACGCUUCUACAGCUCAGUGCUAACUAGAGCGGUGACAGUCACCUAUCACCACCGGCUGUACUACUCGUGUUAAUAACAUGUCCCCAUGCUGGACUCAUUCUCACAUUUCUUAGGUUUCACUAUUUCUAGGCUCUGUUCUUUAAUUCUCAAUUCUUUUAAAAUGAUUUUUUAUUUAUGAUACGCGAGUGCUGUUGCUAGCUACGGCAAGCUUCCCUGCGUUGAGAUCAUUUUUUAAUGAUUGGCAUUUAUGAUAGUUAUGUAGUUGUCACCCCUCCCCACUCAGCAUAAAACUAGAACAUCAUUUACAAACCCAUGCUAUGCACAAAACGGCUUACAUUGGCACAUAGCCCUAAACAACGUCACGGGAGUUACACAUUUUUUUACUGGAUAUUUUGCGUCAAACUGACGAAUAUUUUUAAAAUGCUUGUAAAAUAUUGAAUUCUAUGACUAGCGCAAUGGCAAAUGAUUGGGAAUUAUCAGCAGAGAUAAGCACAGUUUUAUUCUCUGCAACAACA